Messenger RNA from Austrofundulus limnaeus, 2593 nucleotides. RefSeq names its product threonyl-tRNA synthetase 2, mitochondrial (gene tars2). The record is from RefSeq and is a predicted model, not a curated record. Gene Ontology annotation, molecular function: threonine-tRNA ligase activity; ATP binding. NCBI's taxonomy places the organism in Eukaryota, Metazoa, Chordata, Actinopteri, Cyprinodontiformes, Rivulidae. Gene Ontology annotation, biological process: threonyl-tRNA aminoacylation. Gene Ontology annotation, cellular component: mitochondrion; cytoplasm.
CUUCAGUUGGCUAAUUUCAAUGUAAGUGUUAAAAAUCCUGUAGUAUUAUUGAAAGAAGUUUAUUUAAUCAAGUUUUAGCACGAGUCUGAAGGCGUAGAGCUUCAUAAUGGAGCACAGUGACUGCUGUUAUCCGGAUGCAGCAGGUUGGUUUGUAAUUUAAAGUUACGGGCGAAGAGAAAAUGACGCAGUUGUGGUUAAAGUGGCGUAAAAAUCACAACGUUUUACACAUUUCACUAAGUAUUUCCUAAUUCGUGGGGUUUGCACCGCAGCUCCUGUAAUGCGCGCUCUGGCAGCUGCGGAGCGCGCACGCAGUUCCGAAGCAGCGUCACAGGUCGACGCCGACGACGUCACCGCUGCCUUUGUGGCGUUAUGGCCGCUUGCGUAGAAGCAGGAGUUCUUUGAUUUAAUUGUUUUAUGGGAACUGGCCUGUAGGUGGAAGUUCUCGUCAUGACGGUGACUCGGUUGUUUCGGCUGCUGGUCAGAAACUCAGAAGUUCGCUUAACUUUCCGCAGGACUUACAGCAAGAUUCAGUCGUCUCCAGCUCUAAGUCAGCGGCUGCAGGUCUUUGAGUCUCUCAGGGAGAAGCAAGAAAAGGGUAAAGGAGCGACAGAGAGAGCCCUCGCCGUCCGCCUGGUCGACGGUGACCUCGCUGUGAAGGGAACAGCCGGCGUCACCACGCCUCUGUCUGUAGCACAGAGUCUGAGGCUGAAAGGAGGCCUGGUGAGCAGGGUUAAUGGGGAGCUGUGGGAGCUGGGGCGCCCUCUGGAGGCUGACUGUGAACUGCAGCUGCUGGGGUUUGACACAGCUGAAGGAAAACAGGCAGCGUGGAGGACAGGAGCGUGUGUCCUCGGUGGUGUGUUGGAGGCUGUGUUCGGUGCUGAGGUGUGCAGAGAAGGAGCAUCAGAGUUCGGACUUUUCUGUGACCACGUAUUGAGCAACAGCUCCUUGUCUCUGAGUGAGGUGGAGGAGAGGUGUAAGGAGGCUGCAGCUCUCAAACUUCCUUUGAUCAGACUGGAAGUGAAGUCAGAGGAGCUCAGAGAACUUUUCCAGGACAGUAAGCUGAGGCUGCAGUUUGUUGAAGAACAGAUGAACGGCUCCACUGUUAACGUGUACAGGUGUGGAGACAGUAUAGCAGUGUGUAACGGCCCCCUCCUCCCUCACACAGGCUUCCUGAAGGUCUUCAAGAUGCUGCAGCUGUCCGCCGUCGCUCCGACCAAUCAGAAGGAGCCCUCAGCUUUAACGCGACUGUCGGGCGUGGCGUUUCCAGGAGAGAAGGACAGGGAGAAGUGGGAGAGGGAGCAGGAGGAGGCGAGGAGGAGAGAUCACAGGCGCAUAGGAACAGAGCAGGAGCUGUUCUUCUUUGAUAAAGUCAGCCCAGGCAGCUGCUUCUUCCUCCCUAAAGGAGCCCACAUCUACAACACCCUCACUGACUUCAUUAAGAGCGAGUACCGAAGGCGAGGCUUCACCGAGGUCGUGACCCCGACUCUGUACAGCACUGCAUUGUGGGAGCGCUCGGGCCACUGGGAGCACUACGGCAAGAACAUGUUCACCGUGACGUCGGAGGGCUCUCAGACCUUCGCUCUGAAGCCCAUGAACUGUCCUGCUCACUGUCUCAUGUUUGAGCAUCGAGUUCGCUCGUGGCGGGAGCUUCCUGUGCGGUGGGCCGACUUCGGGGCGCUGCAUCGUAACGAGCUCUCUGGAGCUCUGGGAGGUCUGACUCGGGUCCGCAAGUUCUGUCAAGAUGAUGCUCACAUCUUUUGCACUCCUGAGCAGCUGGAAGAGGAGAUCGUGGCUUGUUUGGACUUCGUGCGGAGCGUCUAUCAAGUGUUUGGGUUUUCCUUCCACUGCCUGCUGUCCACACGCCCCACACCGUGCCUCGGGCUGCCUGAACAGUGGGACAACGCGGAGCAGCAGUUAACAAGGGGUCUAGAGCAGUUCGGUGAACGUUGGGAGCUAAACCCCGGUGACGGAGCUUUCUACGGCCCAAAGAUCGACAUCCUGAUUAAAGAUGCAAUCGGCCGGCAGCACCAGUGCGCCACAAUCCAGCUGGACUUUCAGCUGCCGAUCCGAUUCGACCUGCGGUACGUCAGCCCAGACAGUGAGUUGUGCAGACCAGUGAUGAUCCACAGAGCUGUCCUGGGAUCCCUGGAGAGAAUGAUCGCCAUACUGGCUGAAAACUUUGCAGGAAAAUGGCCGCUGUGGUUGUCUCCAGCGCAGGUGAUGGUGAUUCCUGUAGGGGGCAGCAAUGAGUCAUACAGCAGGCAGGUGGUGCAGCAGUUCCGUGAAGCCGGCUUCAUGGUUGAUAUGAACGACGAUCAGAGUUCCACCUUAAAUAAGAAGAUUCGCUCGGCUACGUUGGCUCAAUACAACUACAUAUUUGUGGUGGGUGAUAAGGAGCGUGAAAGUGGGACGGUGAAUGUCAGGACCAGAGGAAAUAAACAAGUGGGCAUGAGGCCGACGGAGGAGGUGCUCGCAUCUCUAAAACAUCUACGUGACACCAGGAGCAACCUGGACGAGUUCUGAUAAACAAAUGUACUUUUUUUUUACGGAUGUAAAUGUUAGCAAAUAUAAUAAAAUGACAUGAUUUACUGAA